Molecule: messenger RNA, 2087 nt
Organism: Pieris napi
Lineage: Eukaryota; Metazoa; Arthropoda; Insecta; Lepidoptera; Pieridae
Product: lysosome membrane protein 2-like
Exons: 12
Coding region: 285-1796 (503 amino acids)
Cellular component (GO): cytoplasm; membrane
Molecular function (GO): scavenger receptor activity
Source: RefSeq, a predicted model, not a curated record
CGUUAUAUAUUGUCAGUUUCAUAAUUGAUCUAGUCUGUGAAGGUUGUGGUUUAAAUAGAUUAAAGUUAAUAAAAUAACAUACUGUUUAUUACGAGUAGAGACUCUUGGGCCGUAGGUCGGUCAAGUGCACAGGCGCUAAUUAUAGAUUUAAGUUGCCGACUGACCGGAGAUAGUAACGGUGACCCCAGAGCUAGUGCUUUCCUCGCUCAACGAAUAAGUAUCGCAAUACAGCGAGGAAAUGCUGGCAGCGUUAUAGAAUGCUGCGCACGUGCUAAUUUGACAAAAUGAAGCAAAGUAAGAAGAAAAUUCGACAAUUAAGUCGUAAAAACUUUUGGAAGAUAAUUGUCUACUCUGUCGUUGGUCUGCUGUUUAUGGUUCUCGCAAGUUUAUCAUGCAUCUGGGAUUCUGCACAUAUAUUGGCCAUUCAUAUGGUAAGACUAUCUAAGGGCUCAAUUAUGUACAACAUUGUGACACAAAAGGAUUAUCCCUGUGCAUAUUAUGAUAUAUAUUUAUUUAACAUUACUAAUGGCGAUGCCUUUCUCUCGGGGAGAGAGAAAAAGCUGAAAGUGGAGGAAGUUGGGCCAUUCCGAUACCAAGAAUUUCGCACUAAUACGAAUAUUGACCUGGAUGUGGAGAAAGGUAUACUGAAAUAUACGCCCAAAAUCGAUAUUAGAUUUAUACCAGAGUUUUCAAUCGCUGAUCCACGGGAUGUAGAACUUCAGAUGCCUGAUAUGGUAAUGUUGGCAGCUGCAUCACGGGCGUCGGUUCACGCAGUUUUCGUUCAAUAUUUUUACAACAUAGCAGUGAAGACUUUGAAGAGGCGGCCAAUUCACACCACUACCGUAGAUAAUGUGUUGUGGGGAACGCACAAUGACGCAAUAAUGCAGGUGGCAAAUACUUUUCUGCCUGGAGAAUUCGAUUUUAACACGUUUGGAAUAUUGCAUAAGAUACAGAAUAGUGGUGAUAAGAAUUUCGUAAUAAACGCUACAGAUGAAGAGAAAUUUAAGAUUAUUAGCUUUAAUGGUGAAAAAGGCUUACCCGUGUUGGGGUAUGGCACCCACAAACAGAGUCGUUGCAACACAUUCAAAGACGCAUAUGAAGGAAUCUCCUAUCCCAUAGACGUUACCAAAGACACGCCUUUACGGUUAUAUCACAAUUCCCUCUGCCGAUUAGUAGAUUUAGAGUAUAAUGGUACGCGGUCCAUGGAUUAUGGACCUGAAGCCUUUGUCUACAAAAUUAGAAGGGAUGCGUUCUCAAAUACGACAGAGACAGAGUGUGUAUGUCAUUUACCGAAAUGCAUAAAUGGGGUUACUGAUUUGGCGCCAUGUUUUUACGGAGCGCCGUCGGGUUUAUCAAACGCACAUUUUUUGUACAGUGAUAUGAAACUCUCAGAGCGACUGGAAGGAAUGAAUCCCGAUGAAGAAAAACACGGAAGUGAAUUUCUUAUCGAUCCGAAACUUGGUGUUCCGCUGGCAACAAAGUUUACCGUCCAAGGCAACUUGAUAAUGGGCGAUGUGAGCUUCAACUCGGAUGUAAAAGUUUUCUCAAAUAUGGUUGUACCUUUGCUGUACUUAAAAAUCGUUCAGCCGGAGAUGCCAGAAUACUUUAAAAGCCUGUUCUGGGUGGUAUACGUACUGGGACCAUACAUCAGAUACGCUUCAAUAAUAAUACUAUAUUCAACGUCUUUCUUGCUGUUAUUUAGCGCUUUUAAAUUGUAUUAUAAUUCGGUAGUGACCACCAUUCAAUUUCCAGCUCAAGAAUUACUAAUAGCAGAGAAUAAUGAAAAAUGCCAUUAACUUGUUAUAUUUUAAGUUAGCUUAAAGUUUUUUUUUUAUAGAACUGGGGCAAACUGGCAGGAGGCUCACCUGAUGUUAAAUGAUACCGCCGCCCAUGGACACUCAAUCCUAGAGGGCUCGAGAGAGCGUUUCAUUUUAAGAAUUGGUACGCUCUUUUCUUGAUGGACCCUAAGUUGUAUUAGUACGGAAAUACUUCAGUACUUCAUAGGAUAGUCGUUCCACAACUGAGAUUUUGAGGCAGUUUUUGCGACGCCCAACAAGUAUGUGGAACCAGCUAUCUACUGAAGUAUU